AUGCUGCUCUCCUGCCUGCUGCUCCUCGGGCCACCAGCAGGAGCCCGGGAGGGACCCAGCCGUGAGUGGCUCUCGGCAGCCCCCCGAGGUGUGGAUGGAGGGAAGCUGCUGAGGCAGGACAGCACCAGCAAGAUGCUGCCAGGUGUCUCCAAAAUGAGGAGGGGUGACGAUGGCUCUGGAGCCGGGUCUCAUCCAGAUGAAGCCAGCCUGCCACUGCAGGAGGGAUCAGAAAGACAAGCCCUGCCCUGGCUGAUGAGCCCAGCCACCGAGAGAGCAGCUCCAAGCAAAAAGAGGAGGAAGGUGUCCCUGUCACUCGAUGUCCACACUCACUUACUGAAAAUCCUGCUCGACCUGGCCCGAGAGAAGGAGCUGCAGGACAAGGCAGCUGCCAAUGCUGAGCUGAUGGCCAGGCUGGGGCGCAGGAGAUGA
Molecule: messenger RNA, 429 nt
Organism: Zonotrichia albicollis (white-throated sparrow)
Lineage: Eukaryota; Metazoa; Chordata; Aves; Passeriformes; Passerellidae
Source: RefSeq, a predicted model, not a curated record